Messenger RNA from Neopelma chrysocephalum (saffron-crested tyrant-manakin), 1394 nucleotides. It is a transcript of the gene ZC3H10, whose product is annotated as zinc finger CCCH-type containing 10. The transcript has 2 exons. Lineage: Eukaryota; Metazoa; Chordata; Aves; Passeriformes; Pipridae. The coding region runs from base 86 to 1276 and encodes 396 amino acids. The record is from RefSeq and is a predicted model, not a curated record. Gene Ontology annotation, molecular function: metal ion binding.
CCGCCCGCCGCCGGCACCGGCCGCGCGUUCCCGGCGCCGGAGGCACCGCGGGGAGGCCGCGAGCGCACCCGGAGCUGCCCCGAAGAUGCCGGACCGGGACGGCUACACCAACGGGAGCGGCGGCGGCGGCGGCGGCGGGGACGAGGUGGGCGCCAACGCCGACGACAUCUGCCGGGACUUCCUGCGGAACGUCUGCAAGCGCGGGAAGCGCUGCCGCUUCCGCCACCCCGACAUCAGCGAGGUCACCAACCUGGGCGUGCGCAAGAACGAGUUCAUCUUCUGCCACGACUUCCAGAACAAGGAGUGCGUGCGCCUCAACUGCCGCUUCAUCCACGGCACCAAGGAGGACGAGGACUGCUACAAGAAGACGGGGGAGCUGCCCCCGCGCCUGCGCCAGAAGGUGGCCGCGGGGCUGGGGCUGUCGCCCGCCGACCUGCCCAACAGCAAGGAGGAGGUGCCCAUCUGCAGGGACUUCCUCAAGGGCGACUGCCAGCGCGGGGCCAAGUGCAAGUUCCAGCACCUGCAGCGGGACUACGAGUACGAGGCGCGGGGGCGGGAGCAGGGGCUGGGCCCCGCCGGGCGCCGCUUCGAGCCCUUCGACGGGCUCCUCUACGACCCCGACCGCUACGACGAGCACGAGCCGGUGCUGAAGCGGCGGCGGGUGGAGGGGCUCUACGAGACCUACGAGUACAGCUUCGGCAGCCCCCGGGCCGUGGAGUACCGGCUGCUGGAGGAGGAGAACGUCCUGCUGCGCAAGCGCGUGGAGGACCUCAAGAAGCAGGUGAACAACCUGCUGGCCACCAACGAGGUGCUGCUGGAGCAGAACGCGCAGUUCCGCAACCAGGCCAAGGUGAUGACGCUGAGCUCCACGGCCACGGCCACCGAGCAGACUCUGGCGCCCACCGUGGGCACCGUCACCAACUACAACCACAGCAUCGCGCAGACGCACACCACGCUCAGCAGCCAGGCCCUGCAGCCCCGGCCCGUCACCCAGCAGGAUUUGGUGGCCCCCGCCGGCGCCCAGGCCGCCCCCCCCGCCAACGCCGCGCCCCCCAUGAACCCCGAGAUCGCGCCGCUGUCGGCGGCCCUGGCGCAGACCAUCGCCCAGGGCAUGGCCCCCCCCGUGUCCAUGGCGCCCGUGGCCGUGUCGGUGGCGCCCGUGGCCGUGUCCAUGGCGCAGCCCCUCGGGGGCAUCACCAUGAGCCACGCCACCACCCCCAUGGUGACCUACCCCAUCGCCUCGCAGAGCAUGAGGAUAACGGCCAUGCCCCACUGACCCCCCGCCCCGCAGAACUGAGCCCGGGGGGCAGCGGGAGGAGGACGGACACACGGACCCUCCGCGGCCCGCGGACGCUGGAGGCUCCCACGGGGGUGUGGGUGCGGGACCCCCACCU